UUAACAGCUUACACCUCCCGGCGUGCCCAACACGUUAACAGAUUCAAGCGAAAAUUGGUUUGGAGAGCAGCCAUCAAUAUGCGUGGAUUUAUUAUUUUAGCUGUCUUGGCAGUGGCUCAGGCUGAUGUGGGUGGCUACAACUAUGGCGCAGGUAUUGGCGGCUCUGUCUCAGGAGGUUCCAUCUCUGGAGGAUCCAUUUCUGGAGGUUCCCUCUCAGGUGGAUCUAUUUCUGGAGGCUCCAUCUCCGGUGGAUCUCUCUCUGGUGGAUCUUUUGGCUCCUCUCAGACUUUCGGAAAUAACUAUGCCCCUGUGAACACCGAGUUCAACAAGGAGUUCUUCACCUACUCCGCCCCAGAAGCUGACUUUGAGGACAACCGAAACAUUGGCGACUUGGCCGCCUCCCUCAAGAAGAAUUUGCGAGUGGUUUUCAUCCGGGCGCCGGAGAAUAAGGGUCUGGAGAACGCUGCUCUGGCUCUGGCCAAACAGUCUGCCGAGCAGCAGACCGCCAUCUAUGUCCUGACCAAGCAGGGCGAUCUCUCCAGUCUGGCCAACCAGCUGCAGAACCUGAACCAUGUGAGCGCCAGCAAGCCGGAGGUGCACUUCGUCAAGUAUCGCACCCAGGAGGAUGCCCUCAAUGCGCAGCGCACCAUUCAGCAGGAGUAUGAGCGCCUGGGUGGCUCCUCCACCUCCCACAAUGGAGGCGUGGCACCUGUCCUGGACUUUGCCACCAAAAUUCAGCAGCAACAUCAGCAACUGCAGCAACAGCAGCAACAGCAGCAGCAGCAGCAACAGGUUCAGCUAAUUGAUGAGCGUCGGGCCACCACUGGCAGCGUGUCCGCCGAACUAGAGGCUCCUUCUGCUGGAUACAUCCCACCUGCAGCCGCAGCUCCCAGUUCCACUUACUUGCCCGUAAACAAGGUCAAGUAGAGGGCCAAAUCUUAAGUUACAAAUUAGCCAAAUUGUGUUGCACAUGUGUGCUCUCUUUAACCAACUACUCUUUAAAAUAAAAAGUUAAUUUAAUGAA
Molecule: messenger RNA, 1024 nt
Organism: Drosophila elegans
Lineage: Eukaryota; Metazoa; Arthropoda; Insecta; Diptera; Drosophilidae
Product: keratin, type I cytoskeletal 10
Exons: 2
Coding region: 79-927 (282 amino acids)
Source: RefSeq, a predicted model, not a curated record